Messenger RNA from Poecilia latipinna (sailfin molly), 1346 nucleotides. Its product is annotated as CD209 antigen-like protein B. NCBI's taxonomy places the organism in Eukaryota, Metazoa, Chordata, Actinopteri, Cyprinodontiformes, Poeciliidae. The transcript is spliced from 3 exons. The coding region runs from base 95 to 1195 and encodes 366 amino acids. The record is from RefSeq and is a predicted model, not a curated record.
UUCAUUUAAGACAUUCGGACUUCUAAACCACCUGGUCUCAAAUGUAUCUGCCAAAGUCAGCAGGCUAACAAUCUGCUGAGUGUGUGAAGAAGAAAUGUCUUAUGAAGACAGGGUUGUGCAUUUACUCACAUAUCUAAGAACCGAUUUUAGGAGUCCAAGGUCUGUUACCUACACAACCUCAGGACCUGAACAUGGACCUGAGAACAAAAGCAAUGCCAUCGUCGAACUUAAGAGGAUAUUCAAACUCAUCUGGCAUAUUGUUUUAGUCGGAAUUCUGAGCGGGAUCCUCCUCGCGGUGGUAUUGAUCAUCAUUGUCGAGUGGAACACCAACCAAGUCGUGAUAACAAGUCUAGAGCAAGUCAAAGAGGAGAUGGCAAUCAACACCGAGAGGCUGCUAGAAGAGAAAAACUGGAUUGCAGAACAGCUGAACAUAACCAAGGCAAACUUCUCCAUUCUGAAGGCCGAGUAUGACCAGAUGUGGUCUUCUUGCAAUUUAACCGUGCUGGAGCUGGAAAUCAACCGCCUGAAUGGGGUCUUGAAGAGAGCUGCACAAAGUAGAGAUCAGUAUGAGAGGCAAGUCAGGCAGCUGACGAACCAAGUGAAGACUCUCCAGAAUAACUACCGGCCUAUGGAGCAGGAGAACAGGAAACAGCGUUCGAUCCUGUCCUCCAAGCGGCUCGACUACAUCUGGAAUCUUUGUGACCGGACCACGUUGCGGUGCUCCCGCUGCCUUCGGGGUUGGAAGGAGCACGCUUCCCGGUGCUUCUUACUGACCAAAGUGGAUAAGAACUGGGAAAAUGCUCGCAUCGAUUGCCUCAAGUACAAGGGGGACCUAGCUGUCGUCCACAACGCCGAAGAUCAGGCGUUCCUGACGAACCUGACGUUCCAGUUUAAAAAGGCUAAUCCCGACAUAACCUUUCACUCAGCGUGGAUCGGGCUGCAGGACUUGGUCAAGGAAGGAGUCCACUUCUGGGUCAAUGGAGAGAGAAUCAAAUGGGAUGUCAUAUACUGGAAAACUGGUGAGCCCAACAAUGCCAUCGCUACCUGGGACACUGAUCAGGCCGGUCAGGACUGCGUGUCCAUAGUACCGCCAGAUGCGGUGGGCCCUGAAGGUUGGAUGAACAGCUGGGAUGACAUUACUUGUGUUGGGAAACGUCACUACAUCUGUGAGACUGAUGCUCUGAUUUUGGCGUAGGAUGGACGAAGUCCUGUUCUAAACCAGAGACAUGGAAGAACAUAGAUCAGAAAGACUGAAAUGUUGUGAGGGCAAUAUCAUGCUGUGUGGCUGCGUUUGGUAUUAAGAACAUGUCAAUCCUGGAAUAAAACCUUUUAGAAUUUGAAAAAAA